AUGCGUACACUACUACUGAAGGGGGUCUUGGCUGUGAAUAAGACACACAUCAGACAGGGAUCUUCCAGUUCUGACUUGUCUGAUUCCGGGGGCGCAGUUGGGACUCGGGUUCCUGCUCAUCAUCACAGACGAGGGUCUCUGUCUUCGUUGGAGGCAACAGAGCAAGCAGGAGUUCUAGGCACGAGCACUUACUUGACACCAGCGUCCAAAUACGCUUCCCAGCCGUAUCUCACCCAGUCCAGGCACUUAAGCAGAAGGCAUGUCCUGGUAGUACCAAGACCACGAUCGUUGGGUUCGCUGGAGUUCUCUCUCAGAUACGAAGUGAACAAUCACGGGUUGCUGGUCACUGUUUACCGAGCCAGGAAUAUUCAGUCGACGGAUUCAUCGGGAUUAUCUGACCCCUUCGUCACCGUUGAACUUGUUCCUCCGUUGAUCGGUAGCAAGGUAUCGGUUUUCAGAACAAAAACAUCGCAGAGAACAGCGAAUCCGGAAUUCCACGAGAGCAUAGCUUUUCACAACGUGAUGGAAACUGACAUGUCACGCACAUUUGUGCGUUUUGUUAUUCUCGAUGAAGAUAGAGGUGAUGCCCUUGGGGAACUGAAAGUCCCGCUCGUCCGACUCAAACCCAAUUUCACGCAAAUGUUCAACUCGUUCCUGGACCCACCAGCUCAACUUUCCGUGAGUGAAUAUUUUUCCGUACGUGAUGGGAAUAAUAAAGAUGCAAAUUUCGGCUUGCUUCCCGCCCAUAAGCUCUGA
Notodromas monacha is the source of this 756-nucleotide messenger RNA. The record is from the annotation of a GenBank genome assembly. Lineage: Eukaryota; Metazoa; Arthropoda; Ostracoda; Podocopida; Cyprididae.